UUACUGUUACAUUGGUUUGUAAUCUUUUGCAUAAACAGACAUCAGGAAAAUAGAUUUCUUCUUCUUGAGUCAUCCACGUCGCUAUCCUUGAUGACCUGUGCCAAGCCGAUGCACUCAGUCAUCGAUUUUCAUCUUACUUUAUGGCCUACAAUUACAACUCACAGAUAAACUAACUUGCACCAACAGAACAUCAACCUCUUCUUCUUCUUCUUCUCUCUCUCUCCAUCAUCUACUCAUCCCCUUCCUAUCCACAAUUUCAUACUCUAUUUUCUUAUUUCCAUUUACACGACCAUCACCACCACCACCACAUAUUUUCCUCUUUUUCUCAGAGGGAGGGAAGGAGAGAGAGACUCCAUCCGUCCCUCGUCCAAUAAACCAGUUGCAGAGGACUACACACAGUGACACAGACACCCUCUUUCAUUUUCUCUGGUUAAACCAAUCAGAAAUUGAGAAUUAAGAAAUGCACGCACAAGACUCGGGGGUUCCCAAUUUCGAUCUUCCCGAGGAGGUCCUCGCUGUCCUGCCGUCUGACCCUUUUCAACAGCUCGAUAUCGCUCGCAAGAUAACCUCCAUCGCCCUCGCGACACGUGUCUCUAAGCUUGAAUCCGAAGCUUCUCGUCUUCUCGCCAAUCUCACUGAGAAAGAUGCCUACAUCUCCGAAUUACAUGCUCAGAUCGAGGCCCUCGACGCUUCCCUCGCCGAUACCGCCGAUAAGCUCGCUCGGGCCGACGAAGAGAAGGAGGCUCUGUUGAAGGAGAACGCUUCCCUGUCCAACACUGUAAAGAAGCUUAACCGAGAUGUCUCCAAGCUGGAAGUCUUUAGGAAAACUCUCAUGCAAUCACUGCAAGAGGAGGAAGAAACUUCUCAAGCAGCAGCUCCAAAGAUUGUUGUGAAGCUGAUGCCAGGGGAAAAUGCUAUACUACCACCUUCAAGGUCAUCUUCAAUUCAGAGUCAGUUUUCAGAAACAGGAAAUUCAUUUACAGAGGAUGGUGAUACAGAUGCAUCAAGGCCCCGAGUAUCACAAGGUCUUCUGUUAGCAUCCCAAGCCAGCACGCCAAAGGUUUCACCUCCAGUUUCCCCUCCAAGUCUUUCUGUAUCAGGAUCUCCAACAAGAAUGUCUAAACCAGUUUCACCAAGACGGCAUUCCAUUUCCUUUUCAACCUCGAGAGGACGGACCAGAAUAGAUGGGAAAGAGUUCUUCCGCCAAGUUCGGUUCUUGCUGCUGCCGGCGGCGAUGAUACUUCUUCCCGAGGAAUGCGUCCAUAACAAACAGCAUCAUCAAACUACCUCUUCCACAUCUGAUCUCUGUAUAUGUUUCAUCAGGAGCCGCUUGUCUUAUGAGCAGUUUGGUGCAUUCCUAGCCAAUGUCAAGGAAUUGAAUUCCCACAAGCAGACAAGAGAGGAAACUUUGCAGAAGGCAGAUGAGAUUUUUGGACCAGAUAAUAAGGACCUCUAUAGCAAAUUUGAAGGAUUAAUCACCCGCAAUGUUCACUGAAAGCCCCAACAUAUGGAAUAAAAUUGUUUUUCUAAAUAUCAAUGUACCGUUUUUUGUUCCUUCUUUAGACUUUAGCUGUAUCUGUAAAUAGAAUAGUCUCUUGGCUGUCAUUGUGUGAUUCUAUGUACAACUCUCCUUUAGUUUUUUUUAUUAUUUAUUGGUUGUAUCUACUAAUCAAAUUUCAACAGAA
This is a messenger RNA of Nelumbo nucifera (sacred lotus), 1685 nucleotides long. RefSeq names its product PH-response transcription factor. Lineage: Eukaryota; Viridiplantae; Streptophyta; Magnoliopsida; Proteales; Nelumbonaceae. The record is from RefSeq and is a predicted model, not a curated record.